Messenger RNA from Gorilla gorilla gorilla (western lowland gorilla), 819 nucleotides. RefSeq names its product synuclein gamma (gene SNCG). Gene Ontology annotation, biological process: synapse organization; synaptic vesicle endocytosis; chemical synaptic transmission. Lineage: Eukaryota; Metazoa; Chordata; Mammalia; Primates; Hominidae. The transcript has 6 exons. The record is from RefSeq and is a predicted model, not a curated record. Bases 162 to 545 code for a protein of 127 amino acids. Gene Ontology annotation, molecular function: cuprous ion binding. Gene Ontology annotation, cellular component: neuronal cell body; axon terminus; cytoplasm.
GCCAGCAGGAGCCCAGGGAGCCUGGUCUCUGCCUUCCUAUCCUGGAGGAAGGAGGCAGCGGGCACAGCCGCUGCGGCAGCACUCGAGCCAGCUCAAGCCCGCAGCUCGCAGGGAGAUCCAGCUCCGUCCUGCCUGCAGCAGCCCAACCCUGCACACCCACCAUGGAUGUCUUCAAGAAGGGCUUCUCCAUCGCCAAGGAGGGCGUGGUGGGUGCGGUGGAAAAGACCAAGCAGGGGGUGACGGAAGCAGCUGAGAAGACCAAGGAGGGGGUCAUGUAUGUGGGAGCCAAGACCAAGGAGAAUGUUGUACAGAGCGUGACCUCAGUGGCCGAGAAGACCAAGGAGCAGGCCAACGCCGUGAGCGAGGCUGUGGUGAGCAGCGUCAACACUGUGGCCACCAAGACCGUGGAGGAGGCGGAGAACAUCGCGGUCACUUCCGGGGUGGUGCGCAAGGAGGACUUGAAGCCAUCUGCCCCCCAACAGGAGGGUGAGGCAUCCAAAGAGAAAGAGGAAGUGGCAGAGGAGGCCCAGACUGGGGGAGACUAGAGGGCUACAGGCCAGCGCGGAUGACCUGAAGAGCGCUCCUCUGCCUUGGACACCAUCCCCUCCUAGCACAAGGAGUGCCCGCCUUGAGUGACAUGCAGCUGCCUACGCUCCUGCCCUCGUCUCCCUGGCCACCCUUGGCCUGUCCACCUGUGCUGCUGCACCAACCUCACUGCCCUCCCUCGGCCCCGCCCACCCUCUGGUCCUUCUGACCCCACAUAUGCUGCUGUGAAUUUUUUUUUUUAAUGAUUCCAAAUAAAACUUGAGCCCACUCCUG